AGGAAAUAUUGCAGUCAGUCACAUUAUGCAUCUGCAUGCAGACCCCGACGCCAAUGAGAUAAGUGAUAGCAGUAAUAACGUCUUGUGCCCACGUGAAACGGUUUCCAUGGCGCCAAAAAGGGUUGGAUCGUUAGAAUUCGCCCUGGAGACGCCAACGAAAGCUUGAAUGACUGCCUAGGAUAGACGAUCUCUACCUCGGAUCUGCUAUAAUCACAUAUCUGUUAUGGAGAACCUUGUCGGUCAUUAGAUCCCCCCCUUGGCAACAUCCCCUCUCGAGCCCGAUCGCCUCCUGGUCACACUCGACAAAUCGCCAUGGACCGCUCUCUCGCCCUCAUCUCCACGUUCGCCCUCGUCUUCUUCUUCACAUUCCAAACAGGAAGUGCCUUAAAAUGUUUUGAGUGCAACAGCUUCAAUGACUCAAGAUGUGCAUUAGAAGUUCCACCUGAAGCGCUCUCAAAAGAGUGCAGUACUCACCAGAAUUCGAUGCACAAGUACAUAUUGUGCAGAAAAAUUGUACAGACCAUAGAAUAUGAAGUUAACGGAUUGCCCCCGGAUUCGAGGGUAAUUCGAAGCUGUGGAUGGGAUGACUCCAGUUAUCUUAACGCCUGCUACCAGCGAUCCGGUUUUGGCGGACGACAAGAGGUCUGCUCAUGUACAACAAAUCUGUGCAAUAGUGCAACAGCUGCAGGAGUCGCAAUGCUCUUUGUUACCUCAUUAUUAGCAUUCCCAGCACUUUUGUAAAUAAGCAACAAAAUUUUUUUAAAUUAUAAAUAUAAAUGUACUAGUGUAUAAAAUGAGUCAAGAAAAUUAAGUGCUGUUAUUGUCAUUUAUUUUCGUACAAUUUAAAGAAAACCUAGAGAAUGCAUUUGACUUUUUGUCAUUUGUUAGGCACAUGUGAUGACCCUAAUCAAAAUGUCAGCUUAGUAAGUAUAAUUUAUAAAAAUCUCCUUUGAUGAUACUGAAGUAAUUUCUUAAUUACAAAAAAUAAUGUAAAUCUUUUAGUUUCUACUGGUUAUGUAUACUUAUAACGUGGUAUGUUUACUUAUGGUGUGAGCAUUUCCAAUGUUGUAUAGAUUUUAAAAAAAAUUGUUGCUCUUUUGUU
Messenger RNA from Cimex lectularius (bed bug), 1102 nucleotides. RefSeq lists its product as uncharacterized. The transcript is spliced from 4 exons. The coding region runs from base 313 to 741 and encodes 142 amino acids. Gene Ontology annotation, biological process: regulation of synaptic transmission, cholinergic; sleep; positive regulation of voltage-gated potassium channel activity. Lineage: Eukaryota; Metazoa; Arthropoda; Insecta; Hemiptera; Cimicidae. The record is from RefSeq and is a predicted model, not a curated record.